Molecule: messenger RNA, 4792 nt
Organism: Aedes albopictus (Asian tiger mosquito)
Lineage: Eukaryota; Metazoa; Arthropoda; Insecta; Diptera; Culicidae
Exons: 2
Coding region: 179-4249 (1356 amino acids)
Biological process (GO): DNA integration
Molecular function (GO): nucleic acid binding
Source: RefSeq, a predicted model, not a curated record
ACAUGAAGGUUGGUGCAAGUUCAAAAUAACCUGCAAUGUUGGUACCUGUCGCCACAACCACCAUCCCCUGGUGCAUCGUGAUCAACCAAGCGUCCCGGCGGGUCCAGCACGAUCGUCUUUGAACCCUACACCAAGCUCCAGCUUCCACUGUGUGCAUGUAAACUCCACGCCGUCCAUUAUGUUCCGCAUCGCUCCUGUCGUGCUGUUCAAUGGUAAUAAGUCUAUCCACGCGUUAGCAUAUCUAGAUGAGGGAUCCGAGUUAACGCUCAUUGACGAGGAUUUGGUUCGCGACCUACGAGUCAAUGGAAAGGUGCAGCCUCUGAAACUACGCUGGACGGGAAACAUCGUUCGUGAGGAGCGUAAUUCGGAAUGCGUUUCUUUGAAGAUUUCCGGAGUGAAAAGUUGUCAUCGUUUUGACCUGAAGGAUGCACAUACCGUCGACAGGUUGUACCUUCCCAGACAACACGUCAACUUUCGUGAAAUUGUGCGUCAAUAUCGAUACUUGGAUGGUGUUAGAGUAGCAGACCAAGUGGGUGAUCAACCGAAGCUCCUCAUCGGUCUCAACAAUGCGUAUCUACUGGCACCUUUGGAAUCCCGCAUUGGUGGUGUAGAUGAGCCGAUCGGUGUAAAGUCGCACCUUGGCUGGACUGUAUAUGGCCCUAGACGAUCGCCACCUCCCACGGAAAGUUUCGUUGGAUAUCACGCGAGAUUGACGAACGAAGAAUUACACAACGCUAUGAGGAAGUACUUUACCGUGGAGGACGUAGAAGGUACAGUCAGUCAACUCCCCGAAUCAGUAGCAGAUCGUCGAGCCCGAGACAUCAUGCAAAAUACGACAGUAAAACGAAACGGCCGUUACGAGACGGGUCUUCUUUGGAAAGUAGAUGACUUUCGGUUUCCUGACAGCCUGCCGAUGGCCCUACAUCGACUUCGUGGAUUAGAGCGUCGUCUGGACAGAGAUCCCAAUUUGGACAGGAAGGUUCGGCAGCAAAUCCAGGAAUACCAAACCAAGAAAUACAUCCAUAAAGCGUCAGCGGAAGAGUUGGAAACCUCCAAUCAAGCUAGGGUCUGGUACCUCCCCCUAAAUGUGGUUCAAAACCCUAAAAAACCUGAAAAGGUUCGAUUGGUCUGGGACGCCGCCGCACAAGUUCGAGGAAUAUCGCUCAACUCAAUGUUGUUACCCGGUCCAGAUUUAUUAGUGCCAUUGACGGCAGUGCUUCAACCGUUCAGAGAGCGUGCGAUAGCCUUUGGAGGAGAUCUACAAGAGAUGUUCCACCAGUUCACCAUUCGUGAGGCCGACAAGCAGGCGCAGCGGUUUGUGUUUCGCGUUGAUCGUGACAAUGAUCCGGAAAUCUUCAUAAUGGAUGUCGGAACCUUUGGCGCAACCUGCUCUCCAGCGUCGGCGCAGUAUAUCAAAAAUCAUAAUGCUUCACAGUACGCUGAACAAUACCCGGAAGCUGCUCGUUCCAUAGUUCGUCUGCAUUACGUCGACGAUUAUCUCGACAGUGCAGAUGACGUCGACGAGGCUGUGGAACGUGCCAAACAGGUCCGAUUCAUCCAUUCUCAAGCUGGGUUCACCAUCCAUAAAUGGAUUUCAAAUUCCCCGAGGUUUCUCGAGGAACUAGGCGAACACAACACAGAGGACAAGAUUUCACUGCAACACUGCAACGAAGGCUCUGCAGAACGUGUAUUGGGACUUAUAUGGCACCCCAAGGAAGACGUCUUCAUGUUUUUAACGGCGGUACGGGACGAUUUGGCGCCAUACUUGCUAGCGACCGCUCGCCCAACCAAAAGGUUGGCUCUCAGCUGCGUCAUGAGCCUGUUUGAUCCACUGGGCUUGCUGGCGCCUUUCACUCUACAUAGAAAAAUAUUGCUACAAGAAUUGUGGAAAAGCGGUUGUAAUUGGGACCAAGAGAUCAACGAUGAGUGUUUCAGCAAAUGGACGUGGUGGAGGAAUACUCUUUCUUCAAUCGAGAAUUUACAAAUUCCUCGAUGCUACCUGAAAGGAGUUUCAGCCGCAGCCUACGACACCUUGCAACUCCAUGUCUUUUGCGAUGGCAGCUCUCACGCAUACGGAUGCGUAGCUUAUUUCCGCCUGGAAACCCCUAGCGGAAUAAUCUGUAGUCUGGUGAUGGCCAAAACCAAAGUUGCCCCUUUGAAGCAGCUCUCGAUUCCCCGGAUGAAGCUUCAAGCAGCGGUCCUCGGUGCUCGGUUGGCUAACACGGUGGUUGCAAACCAUAGAGUAAAGAUCACCAAGCGCAUUCUUUGGUCUGAUUCUCGAACGGUCCUGUCAUGGAUCCAAUCGGACCAGAGGAAAUACAAGCCCUUCGUUGGAUUUCGGAUAGGAGAAAUUUUGCAAGAAACAGCUGUGGACGACUGGCGUUACAUCCGAACAAAAAUGAACAUCGCAGAUUUGCUCACCAAGAAAAGACGAGAAAGUAGCCUGACUUCAGAUGGCGAAUGGUUCCAUGGCCCGAGAAUUCUAUACGCCCCUGAAGAAAGUUGGAUCGGGAUCAACGAAAUGGCUCCCAAUACGAAUGAGGAGUUGCGCGCUUGUCAUCUUUUUCACGCUGACCAGGCAGUCGAGUUCCAAGGACCUUUAAUUGACGUGCCACGCUUCUCCAAGUGGAAUGUGUUGGUACGCACUAUAGCGUGUGUGUUUCGCUUCAUCUCUAACUGUCGUAGAAAGCGGAAGAACAAACCGAUAGAGGUCAUCGAAACUACCGAGAAGACCAAUAAGCUCGUCUGCCGAACAUUAAGUCUAAUCGUAGCCCCUCUCAAGCAGGAGGAAUAUGAAAUUGCUGAAAUCGUCUUAUGGAAACUGGCCCAAAGCGAUGUCUUCGGAGAAGAAAUAACCAUUCUUCGGCGCAAUCAGAAAUCAACCAUGGAGAGUUGGGGGAAGAUCGACAGGAAACACUUCCUGUACAAGCUCUCGCCCUUUCUAGAUGAUCACCAAGUUCUACGCGUGGAUGGCCGCUUGAGCGAGUCUGAAUUCAUUCCAUACGACUCCCGUUUUCCCAUCAUUUUACCAAGUCACCAUGCAGUCACGGAUCUCCUGAUUGACCACCUUCACCAACGCUUUGGACACGCAUACAAAGAUACGGUUGUGAAUGAACUUCGAAGGAGAUUCUACGUUCCACGAGUAAGAGCUUGUGUCUCGAAAGUGGUUAAAAGGUGCCAGUCCUGCAAAUUGAGGAAGAGUGAACCCCUUACUCCCCGAAUGGCUCCCCUUCCAGUAGAGCGGCUAACGCCAUUCAUUCGUCCCUUCAGUUAUGUUGGGAUUGAUUACUUCGGUCCAGUAGAUGUAGUCGUUGGAAGACAUAGUGAAAAAAGAUGGAUAGUACUUUUUACUUGCUUGUCAAUACGAGCUGUCCAUCUAGAAGUGGCACAUAAACUGGACACAGCAUCCUGCAUAAUGGCUAUACGGAGGUUUGUCCUAAGACGAGGUCCGCCCAUUUCAAUAUUUUCGGACAACGGUACAAACCUCAAAGCAGCAAACAAGGAGUUACAGGAGCAGAUCAAACGUAUUGAUACAUCGUGUGCCAAUGUCUUCACAAACGCCCGUACGCAAUGGAGAUUUAGCCCGCCAUCAGCGCCCCACAUGGGGGGCAUUUGGGAGCGCAUGGUGCGCUCCGUCAAACAAGUGAUGUCGGAGUUGAACGGCGGUAGAAGGCUGAACGAUGAAACUUUAUUGACAGUGAUAUCUGAAGCCGAAGAGAUCGUCAAUUCGAGACCACUCGUAUACUUGCCUCAAGAUUCGAUGCAUGCGGAAGCGUUAACGCCAAAUAGCUUUGUUAGGGGAGUAACAUCAUGUUUGGAUAACCCAGGAAUUUCACCUACAAACCAAGCUGAAGCCCUUCGAAAUGCUUAUAAGCGUUUACAGAUAACUGCAGAUGCCUUGUGGAAACGGUGGAUACACGAAUAUCUACCAGGUCUGAAUCACCGUAGCAAAUGGUUGGAAGAAAGCAAACCGUUGGCUCCGGGGGACUUAGUCUUCAUCGUAGACGGACACAGUAGGAAUGGAUGGAUUCGAGGCCAAGUAGAAUCUGUAUUUGCUGGCAGAGACGAUCGUAUCCGACAAGCAUUAGUACGCACCGCCAAUGGAGUGUAUCGUCGACCUGUAACUAAGUUGGCAGUGAUUGAGGUUGCAUCUUCUGGUAAACCUGAUCCCGAUUCAGGUUCCGGUCAGGAUUUACGGGCCGGGGAACUGUUACGACCACUAUCAACCGACGGUGCACCUACUGUUUGAGCUACGUUGCGACGACUGACAUUGACGGAUUGAAUCUAUUGUGUCGAAGAGGAGAUUUUUUCGUGAUAGCCAUCAAAUGGUGAUAACGUGGUCUCGAUAUGUGCGAUAUGCUAGGUGUUGAAUUUAUAUGAAUUUAUUGGUUGAUAUUGGAUCUAUAAGUGUGCUUAAGUGACGAAUGAACUAUUAACUAGAUUGUUUGCCAACAUAGGUUAGAUUCCCUACGUAAUCACACGCGACCCUAUCUGCGAAUACUGCCGUGAAACUUGUUGGAAUUUAUACCUGUUACACAUAUGUAAGACCGUAACAUGCACUACUGAAAACAUAAGUUACUAAAAUUUUACUCAUGUAGCCACUUUAGACCGCCUCCGUUGGUUGAACGUUGCCUAUCGCCCUUGCUGAAUUCAGGGAUUGAACACUAAAUAUGUAACAUAACAUUAUAUGAUAACGUUUCAAGUUAAUAAUAAAACCUAUUUUUUAGUUUGAGCCGAUUACCUAAAACCGCGCUGCUUCAAAAUUUUGUGACUGCUCUGUGUCCGAACACUA